UGGCUCCAGUCUAACAUGACUCAGCAGGAAGCAGGGAGCGGGGGGAGCGAAGUGCUAACCGUGAAUCAGCAAUUUCUCCUACACACUGUUCAGCUACGUGACCGACAUGAAGUUGAAUCUACCAUAAAAGAUGUUCCAAGUCCCGAGUUCACUCCAGUAAAAGUUAAAGCACGCAUUGACUCAAACUGUGGCCAUCAGGCACUGAGGAUGGAUGGUGAAACAGGCCUAGUGAGUGGAUGCAACUUGAGAGAGAAGAAAAGGUCUGACAGAUACUUUUGGAUGGAUGUGGGGGGCCUGGAGGAACCAGCGUUGGAUGUUGAGGAAUGUGGCACCAAGGAACCAAAAUGCUCACUCAGCAAAAUGAGACAACAGCUUGGUAAUAGAGGAACUGAGCCUGAACUUAAUGCAGCAGAGUCCUCGGGCUUCCUGUCUGCCUAUCCAGUCUGUAUGUCACACGACAGAUGGGGAGAGAGAGGUGGAGGAGGGGAAGAGGCAAGUCCAAGCUCCCUGCUGGAGUACUCAGUAUAUCUAGAUGACCAGCACAACAUAGCAGACUGUACCAUUACCAGACCUUUCAGCCCUCCUGUCACUUCAGUAACCCACAGGCUUUGUCCGUUAAAAUCUGCUGAAGUUAAUCCAGCAGUAUCAAGCCCCAUGACUGACACCUGUAGUCCCUUUGAUUCCAUGUGCAGUCCCACUGGUUCAGCCUGGGACACUCUCAGAUCCACAUCCGAUUGUCCCGGCUGCUCUGAUAGGGAUCCUGUCAGUGCUGCAGCUCACCUACACCUCCUGGGGGAAUCCUUGUCCCUGAUUGGACACCAUCUUCAGGAGACAGAUAAAAUGGUAUCCAUGUCCAGCAGCUUGUCUCUGCUUUUGGACUCUCUGCUGUGUGCCCUGGCUCCUCUGAUCUGCCUCACUGCACAGAUACCAGAGCUCAGGAGCUGCACAGAACACACACUGGCCUCCACUCUGGAAAACAUUUCUUAUGUGAUGCCUGGGCUGUGAGUGAUGAUGAUGAAGAACCCACUGGAUAUACACAGCAUGUUCUGAUAUGCCAAAAGACACUUUAGGUUAGUUUACAUAUAGAUAAGUCAAAUAUAUUUUUGUUUGAAAAUAAUAUUUCAAUAAUAUAUUUUUUGAAUAUUUGUUUGCACUUUUAUUUUUGUGCUAAUUGCAAGUAUGUAAGUUUACUUGAAUAUAUCAGUUUAUUGGUUGGUUAAUUAAAAUAAAUAUUUAAACACUAAA
Messenger RNA from Seriola aureovittata, 1245 nucleotides. RefSeq names its product HMG box-containing protein 4-like. Bases 16 to 1005 code for a protein of 329 amino acids. The transcript has 9 exons. The record is from RefSeq and is a predicted model, not a curated record. Lineage: Eukaryota; Metazoa; Chordata; Actinopteri; Carangiformes; Carangidae.